AUGUCGCAACAGCUUCCGGCCAAGGAUCAGGCCGUCUUUCGGUCCAUCGUGAAGUUCUACGAGACCAAGCAGUACAAGAAAGGAGUCAAGGCUGCUGAUACAAUCCUUAAGAAACAUCCGGAACAUGGAGAGACUUUGUGCAUGAAGGGCUUGACGGUCAGCUACCUGGACCGCAAGGAGGAAGCGUACGAGCUGGUUCGGAAGGGAGUGAAGUGCGACUUGAAGAGCCACGUCUGUUGGCACGUCUUCGGUCUGCUGUAUCGACAAGAUCGCGACUAUCACGAGGCGGUGAAAUGCUACCGACAGGCCUUGCGUUUCGAUCCUGAAAACAUUCAGAUCCUCCGCGACCUGUCGCUGCUGCAGAUUCAUCGUCGCGAUGUCACAGGCUUCGCUGAGACCAGGAGAAAACUCUUGCAGGUGAAGCCGAACAAUCGGCUGAACUGGGUGGGCUAUGCAAUCGCAGAGCACCUGUGUAAGAGCUAUGAAUUUGCGUGGACCUGCAUCGACAACUACGAGAAUUCUUUUAAGGAGCAAGACCAAGUCUCGAACUAUGAGAAUUCGGAGCUCCACUUGUACAAGGCCUCCAUCAUGGAAGAGGCCGGCAAGUUCGAGGAAGCUUUAGCCUGCCUGAAGCAGAACGAGUCGCAAAUCGUCGACAAGCUCAGCCUUUGGGAGGCCAAGGGCCGUAUUUCGAUGUUCCUGGGACGACAUGAGGAAGCCCAGGAGCAGUUCAAGAAGUUGGUGAAGAUCAACCCAGAACAUCAGGUCUACGCCCUUGCAUACAUGGCCUCGCAGUCCGAGUUUGCGAGUUUCUGGCCUCCUUUGCCAGCGCCGCAGAAUGGCGAGGAGAACCCUGCGGCUGUUCCCAAGUCGGUGCUCUCCUUUCCCAACACCCUGCAUCCGCAAGGUAUGCCCGUCUUCGGCUGGCUGCCUCCCCGGCACGCCCUGAAGCCGCAGCGGCGGCUGGUCAUCGGCCGGAAGCAGCACAAGCGACGGAUUGACACCCUCGAGACAGAGGUGCCCCUGAACGACGAGCAGCAGGAAGCUGUUGUGAAACUCUUCGAGGAGCUUCGGGAAGAGUUCCCCAAGUCCGACUCGUUGAAGAGGCUUCCGCUGUUUUUCAUCACUGGGCAGCUCUUCAAGGCCAAGUUGGACGAGUACCUCCGGAACCGGCUCCGCAAAGGCGUGCCGUCGUUGUUUCGGACCAUCCGCUCGUACUACUUCUCGCCCGAAAAACCCGAGUUGGUCCAGGAGCUGCUCCUGCAGUACGUGAAAUGUCUGAAGGAGGACAUUUCUUGGUUUGGACCUCCUGUUGGAGGGACUGCAGAGCCUCCUAAGAUGUGCGAUGAAGAGCCGCCCACCGCCCUGCUGUUCACCUUGAUGACUCUGGCGGAGCACUUCGACUUUAUGGGCGAGACCCACAAGGCCUUGGAGCACGUGGACGAGGCCAUCGCUCACACGCCCACCUUGGUGGAGCUCUACGCCUGCAAGGCGCGGAUCUUCAAACACGCUGGCGAUCUUGAGAAAUCUGCCAAGUGCUAUGAGGAGGUGAGAGAAAUGGACUUGGCGGAUAGAUACCUCAACACGCAGUGUGUGAGGGCGAUGCUGAGAGUGGAUGAUACGCAAGGUGGCAUGGAGAAGGCCUUGCUCUUUAGCAAGGAGCCAGACUCGCAUGAGGCGGCUAACCUUCACGACAUGCAGUGCAUGUGGUACGAAUCUGCCGUGGGGCGGAGCUACUACAGGCAGAAGAAGUAUGGCAAAGCCUUGAAACAGUUCCACGAGACCUUCAAGCAUUUCAGCGACAUCGCGGAGGAUCAGUUUGACUUCCACAAUUAUUGCCUGCGGAAAACCACGCUGAAGGCGUAUGUGGCGAUGUUGAGGAUGCAAGAGAGGCUCUACUCGCACAAAUUCUACCGCCGCGCCGCCAAGGACGCAGUCAAGAUCUAUCUUGAACUCUACGACGCCAAAGUCGCUGGUGCCUUGACUUGGGGCAGUUCUGUUGAAUCGGCAACUGGGGAUUCAUCCAGCUCAGACUGUGUGGAUGGUCCGGAUCUUAGAUCGGAAGGUGGGGACGCUGAAGGCUUGAAGGUGUGGCCGGAGGCGACAAGGCGGAUGGAUACCCCCAGGCUGCUGGUUGGGCAGGCGAUGGGGCUGCAAAGACAGGCAAUGAAGAUGAGCUGA
Messenger RNA from Cladocopium goreaui, 2181 nucleotides. The record is from the annotation of a GenBank genome assembly. Lineage: Eukaryota; Dinophyceae; Suessiales; Symbiodiniaceae.